Molecule: messenger RNA, 1371 nt
Organism: Penicillium expansum
Lineage: Eukaryota; Fungi; Ascomycota; Eurotiomycetes; Eurotiales; Aspergillaceae
Product: Bacterial alpha-L-rhamnosidase
Exons: 1
Coding region: 1-1371 (456 amino acids)
Biological process (GO): carbohydrate metabolic process
Source: RefSeq, a predicted model, not a curated record
AUGAAGCGCAUUGACAUAACCACAACCAAAUACCCCCUACAAGUGCUUGCAGAUUUCGACGUUGGAUCUGCUAAUAAUGUCUACCAGCAAAUGUGGACGACAAGCAUUCGAACCCUCUCAAAUUGCAUGCAUGAUUGUUAUGAGGAUUGUCCAUUCUAUGAGCAACUUCAAUAUGCAAUGGACACCAGAAGCUCAGCCCUCUUCACAUAUUGUUGCGCAGGCGAUGAUCGCCUAGCACGGCAGGCAAUCAUCCAGCUUCACAACUCAUACUCACCAGAAGUCGGACUCACGGCUAGCCGCGCACCAGCUCACCAGCUCCAACUGAUUCCACAUUUUUCCCUAUUCUGGAUCUGUAUGAUAAGCGAUCAUUUUGGAUACUUCAAUGACGCCAAAUUUGUUCGUCAAUUCUUGCCCGUGUGCGACGGCGUGUUGGAUUCGUUUGCUCGUCGCAUUGACUCUACGCUUGGUCUCAUUCAUUUGUCUGACAGCUCGGAGCAAUGGGAUUUUGUCGAUUGGGCAGAUUCAUGGAAACCAUUGGGGAUUCCACCAGCGGCUGUAAGGACUGGUUUCGCAUCAUUUACCAACAUGUUGUAUGCAUACACUCUAAAGCGAAUCUCGGAAGUUUUGCUUUCUGUGGGUCGUCCAGGAGUUGCUGAAGAAUACCAAUUGCGAGCUGAUGCAACCCUGCUUGCGCUGAAAGUCCACUGCUUUGAUGGACACCUCUUCACAGACGGGUUAGCCUCUGAUGCUGAUUGUGACAAUGAUUAUAGCCAGCACGGUCAGGUUUGGGCAGUGUUGUCUGGUGCCGCUACAGGCGAUUUGGCUUAUGAUAUCAUAUCUGAAUGCACUGCAGUGUCUGGUUCUAAGAGCUUUACAGCAACAUCAACGGCGAUGUCCUUUUACACACUUCGUGCUAUCUCAAUGGUCGGGGGUAGCCUUUAUGACGAACGCUUCCACAAAUUUUGGGGGUCAUGGAAAGAACAGUUGUCGAAUGGCCUGACCACGUGGUUGGAAGAUACAGUCUCCCAACGAUCAGAUUGUCAUGCAUGGGGAAGUUCGCCGAUAUAUGAGUUCACGACUGAGGUUGCUGGUGUUCGAAUGGGUACAGCCGGAUGGAAAACAAUGACCUUCCAUCCACGGGUCGGUUUGUUCCCAACACUCGAUGUCAAAGUUCCCUUCGGGCUCCCUGGCUCAUCUGGCAUUGCACAUGUUCAUUGGGAAUCUGAGGGCAGUACUAUCAAAGUUUCGUUGUCAUUAAAAAUGAACACUGGGGACUCUGCAAGCAUACCAAUUCGAGUGGUCUUUCCAGAUGGGCAUGAGGAGAUGAUAGACGGGGCCGAAAAUAUUGAACUAACCUUGAAUGCUAAUUGA